This is a messenger RNA of Hemicordylus capensis (graceful crag lizard), 3549 nucleotides long. RefSeq names its product galactosidase beta 1 like (gene GLB1L). Gene Ontology annotation, cellular component: vacuole. The record is from RefSeq and is a predicted model, not a curated record. Bases 1230 to 3206 code for a protein of 658 amino acids. The transcript is spliced from 17 exons. NCBI's taxonomy places the organism in Eukaryota, Metazoa, Chordata, Lepidosauria, Squamata, Cordylidae. Gene Ontology annotation, molecular function: beta-galactosidase activity. Gene Ontology annotation, biological process: carbohydrate metabolic process.
UUUUGUUUUUAUAUUGUAAUUUGGAUUGUAUACACCACCUAGAGAUGUAUAUAUCAGGCAGUAUAGAAAUAUGAUAGAUAGAUAGAUGAAUGAAUGAAUGAAUGAAUGAAUGAAGGGGCAUUCCAGAUACUAACAAAGUCAUCCCAUUGGUCAUUAGAAUCAAACUUGGGUGGCAUUUCUGGAGAAUGGUCAUGUAUUUCUCAUCAUUUGUAUCAGUCAGGGACUCUGGUGAUGAGGCCCAUACUUAGAACAUCUGUUUCCAUUGUGAGGUGGCACAGAAUGUGGUGAUGCCAAAGGUGGUAUAACUCAGGCAUGGAUAUUAUACAUGAAUCACCUUGGGGCUGUGCAGGGGAUUCCUGCUGCCAAAGACACAGGGACUGUAGGUAUCUGCACAGACCCACUGAGUAAAAGGGUCUCUUCAAAUGACAGAGACUGUAGGUAUCUGCACAGACUCACUGAAUAAAAGGGUUUCUUCAAAUGACAGAGAUGAGACUUUCCCUAACAAUGAAUGGCUGGUAAACUGAAUAUAGGGACCAUCCCCAAACUUCGGAGAAAGCCCCGGAGCCUGCCCACUAGCCGGUCAUGUGACAACUCCAUCCGACUCCUCGUCCCGGGCUCAAGUUGUCGCCAAAGAAAUGGGGCUGGGGCUGUAUGUCUUUGUGCUGGUGUUGGGAGGCCUACAGCUCCAGGUAAGGAACAGGCAGGCAGGCAGGCAGAUUGUGGGAGGAAGUAGCUGAAACUUAGAGGGGUACCCACCUUCGCGAUUUCCUUAUCUCUUUAUCUUCUAGGCUCUCCUCCGUACACGCCCCACGAUCAUGUUUAGCCCAAGCUUUUCCUCGAAUCUUCCUGGGCUGUAGUUAAUGUAGUUAACCAUUAUGCGAAGUAAGCUAAUUGUCUGGGAGUUCUGCAGUGUAGAUAUGGAAUUGUGCCCAUCUUGCUUAUUGAAGACUUCCAGCAGCUCAGAAGUGACUAUUCUUUCAUUCACAAAACAGGGAGCGAAUGGUCAGUCCUUAGCUGUGACUGCUGGAUUGGCCAAAAACGAGCAGUAGAAACCAAUUUACCAUGCAGAGAAUUUCAGGGGUGGGAGGACAAGAUAAGGUGAAUAACAGUGACAGUCUCCCUGUCUGGGUGGUUGACUGGCUGGAGUCGUGUGUGCUUGCGUUGGUGUGUGAACGCUAACAGAGGAUAAAACAUGGCAUUAGAAGCAGAGAUGUGGGUGAUCCCAGAUUAUGAUCCAACAAGAGACUCCCCCAAUUCAGAAAGAGAUGGGCAUGUAUUGGAGCCUGUUGGGUGGGGAGUUACACCUGAACUUCAAGAGCAAACAUAGGAGUAUUAGAUUUGAACUUGCAAGAUUUGGAGCAAGGGAGGUCACCUCAGCAACCCGUUCCUUCAGCAUUGAUUAUGAGAACAACUGCUUCCGCAAGGAUGGUGCUCCAUUUCGCUAUAUCUCGGGCAGCAUCCAUUACUUCCGUGUCCCACCUGUCUAUUGGAAGGAUCGGCUCCUCAAGAUGUACAUGAGCGGUCUUAAUGCUGUGCAGGUGUACAUACCGUGGAAUUACCAUGAACCACUACCUGGCGUCUACAUCUUUGCUGGUGACAGAGACUUGGAGCGAUUCCUGGACUUAGUGGCACAGUUAGGCCUAUUGGUGAUCUUGCGUCCUGGACCUUACAUCUGUGCUGAAUGGGAGAUGGGUGGCCUUCCAUUCUGGCUAUUGGCACGGCCAAAUAUCGUUCUGCGCACAGUUGAUGCAGAUUACCUGAAGGCUGUGGACACAUGGCUGGAUGUUCUACUACCCAAGAUCAAACCCCGUCUCUACCAAAAUGGAGGCAACAUCAUCAGUGUCCAGGUGGAGAAUGAAUACGGGAGCUACUAUGCCUGUGACUAUGACUAUUUGCGCCAUCUACUGACUGUCUUUCGUGCCCACCUGGGUGAGGAAGUUCUGCUCUUCACCACUGAUGGCACCAAAGAAUCUGAGCUUCGGUGUGGGACUCUGCAGGGCCUAUAUGCUACUGUGGACUUUGGACCAGAUGCUAACAUAACCAAGGCAUUUGAGCGGCAACGACUAUAUGAACUAAAGGGGCCACUGGUGAAUUCGGAGUACUACACAGGCUGGCUGGAUUACUGGGGUCACCCACACUCCACAAGAACUGCGGAGGUGGUGGCUCAAGGCCUACAGAAGAUGCUAGAAUUGGGAGCCAACGUCAACAUGUAUAUGUUCCAGGGUGGGACCAACUUUGGUUAUUGGAGUGGUGCUGAUUACAAAGGAGGAUACAAACCUAUCACUACUAGCUAUGACUAUGAUGCACCCCUUUCAGAGGCUGGUGACCCUACUGCCAAGCUAUAUGCCAUCCGGACAGUCAUUGGCAAGUUUCACAUGCUGCCUGCAGGACCAAUGCCACCCCCGACCCCCAAGGCUAGAUAUGGCUAUGUAUCCCUGCCGCAGCGUGUGGCCCUUUUGGAUAUUUUGCCUGUUCUCUCACCUGCCCAGCCAAUCCAGUCCUCCUUCCCACUCACCUUUGAGGCUUUGAAACAGCCCUACGGUUUCAUCCUCUACCGGACUGUUCUGCCACAUGACAUUCUACAGCCUGUCUUACUCAGUGCCCCCAAUAAUGGAGUCCAUGACUUUGCCUACGUUCUGCUCAAUGGAGAGUACAAGGGGACACUGGAGCGAGACGAAGUGAAAGGCAUUAAUAUAUCUGGCCAUUCUGGAGCCGUCUUGGACUUGCUGGUAGAGAACAUGGGCCGUAUCAACUUUGGAGCCAACAGCAGUGACUUUAAGGGUCUAAUUCACAAUCUCGUACUGGGUUACACCACACUCAGCAACUGGUUUAUCUACCCUCUGGAUGUGGACUUAGUUGCAGCCCGUACAUGGCCCCCAACUAUCCCAACAAGUGAAGGAAAAGCAGGGCCUGCAUUCUAUCAUGGAACCUUUAGAACACCUGGCAUCAACUGGGACUCCUACGUUAAGCUCCCUGGCUGGACCAAGGGCCAACUCUGGAUCAAUCAUUUUAACCUGGGCCGGUACUGGUCAUCUCAUGGACCCCAGCAAACUCUCUUUGUCCCUGGUUCGCUACUCAGUGCCUCGGCUCCCAACAAUAUCACAAUUCUGGAACUGCAGGCAGCCCCAGAGAUGCCCAGUGUGCUCUUCCUUGACCGGCCCUUUCUCAAUGGUACCUCCAGCUCCAGCCAUAAAGAUAUGGAGUGAUAUGAAUUAUCAAGUUGACAAGUGGCUCUAAUAGAAGUAAUGGAAGGUGCUUACCUAAAACCACCACCUUGUCAGAGUGGUACAAGGCUUCAAGUAACUUGAGGGUACUCUAGGACCAAAGUUGUGUACAUUUGCCAGAUACUCAUUUAAAAUGGGAUAAAGGGAAGUAUGUAUGAGCCUCUGGAAACUCUGGUUACUGGGAACAGAGCUUGGAAUCUCAGCUCCUUCUUUCCCACUCUGCUCGGGGAAAAUUCGGGGCCAUCUACAUGAACUGAUAUUGGUAGGAUCUGCCUACUAUAUAAUGUUUUGGGUACUACUCCCUGAAUUAAAAAUAUAGCCACUU